AUGAAUUUUUUUUUAACUAACAUUAAGGUAUAAAAUAAAAAUACAACAUUUUAUAACUCAUAUCUGGAACUAUAAUUUCUUUUAAUACAAAAGCAUAUUUAUAUUCAUAAUAAAUGGAUCCUUUUAGGAGGCCAAGUAUGAUUCCAACCAAUAAAGAAGAUUUUGUGGAUGGUAUUCCAACAUCAAGGAUGUUUCAAGAAUUUUUAAAUAGUUUUGAACAGUAUGACAAAGAAGAAUUUAAUAAAAGACGAAAUACAGAUUCUGUUAGUGAUUGUGUCAAAGUACCCAGAAGAAGAGUUUUUGUUAAGCAAAGUUUUUUUCCUGUUGAUGCAUCAUUUGUUAAAGUCAAUCCUAAUCAUGUUUAUAUCACUGAUAUGAAUGGACAUUUAUACAUUGUUAAAUAUAAAGCAAUAAAAUGGUAGACUA
Molecule: messenger RNA, 426 nt
Organism: Daktulosphaira vitifoliae (grape phylloxera)
Lineage: Eukaryota; Metazoa; Arthropoda; Insecta; Hemiptera; Phylloxeridae
Exons: 2
Coding region: 114-422 (102 amino acids)
Source: RefSeq, a predicted model, not a curated record